AGUAAAGUUUUCAUGUAACAUUAUUGUCACACAUCAUACUGGAAAGAUUGAACUGAAAUGUCUUAAAGUGAAAGAGGGUAUGUGGGAAAAUUUUGGAAAAUUAUCGAAAGUGGAUGUGAGUCAAGAAUUUGGGGAGUUUGAUAAUUAUACUAUUGUCCAGCAGGAAAAGGUAGGGCGAAACACCUGCAUCAUGACCCUAGAAAAUCAUAAUAUUGCGGGGUUACAUUUACCCUUAGGAGGUCAUGUGAUCAUGAAAAUUGAUAAACCAGGUAUUGAUGUUGAGCGAUGUUAUACACCAAUAAAUAUUUCAUACACAAGUAGUCCCCCAAAAAAUGCACUUUUUUCACUCUUGAUUAAGCUAUAUCCUAAAGGUGAAUUGACAUCGAAAUUAUAUGAUGUAACUAUUCCAUUACCAGUACUGAUAAAACCAAGUGUGCAAACUUUUGAUUUAAAAUCUUUGGAAGGACACUCAGACUUCUUAUUCCUUGCUGGUGGAACUGGUAUUACACCUUUUUUAAACCUAAUUAUCUACUUACUAGAUAGAAAAAGCUAUGGUACAAAGUCUAUAUUAUUAGUUUACUAUAACAAGGAAGAAGAAGAUAUACUGAUAAGAAACAAACUGUUGGAACUUCAACAGAAGCAUCCACGGUUUAGUGUGACUUUUGUGUUAACCGAGCCACAUGCACAAUGGAAUGGAGAGCACGGCAGAAUUAGUAAAAGCAGUUUAAUGGAUAUUUUGUCCAAUCGACCAAAGCCUACAUACCAAUUAAUAUGUGGCCCACCACAGUUUGGAGAAUGUGCCAUUCAGAUAUUGGAGCAGUUGACUUUUGCUCUUAUAUUUAUUUUUUGGGGUAAUAUAGCUCUUACUACUAGCAAUUUGCCACUGGAACUUUGA
This is a messenger RNA of Ctenocephalides felis (cat flea), 895 nucleotides long. Its product is annotated as cytochrome b5 reductase 4-like. NCBI's taxonomy places the organism in Eukaryota, Metazoa, Arthropoda, Insecta, Siphonaptera, Pulicidae. The coding region runs from base 80 to 895 and encodes 271 amino acids. Gene Ontology annotation, molecular function: oxidoreductase activity. The transcript is spliced from 2 exons. The record is from RefSeq and is a predicted model, not a curated record.